Molecule: messenger RNA, 3579 nt
Organism: Ceratosolen solmsi marchali
Lineage: Eukaryota; Metazoa; Arthropoda; Insecta; Hymenoptera; Agaonidae
Product: death-associated protein kinase 1
Exons: 19
Coding region: 186-3527 (1113 amino acids)
Biological process (GO): protein phosphorylation; positive regulation of apoptotic process; intracellular signal transduction
Cellular component (GO): nucleus; cytoplasm
Molecular function (GO): ATP binding; protein serine/threonine kinase activity; protein binding
Source: RefSeq, a predicted model, not a curated record
UAGGGGGUUUGCAACCGGCAAUAGUUGGUACGAGAUACGAGCUAUGAGUUAAGACCUAUGAAUUACGGCAGCAAAGCGCAUAAUGGUUGGCUAGUUACAAAUGCCAAAAUGUAACGGAUUCUGAAGGAAAUGUAUAAACUUCGCCUAUAACUCAUAAUAUACAAUAAUUCCUUCAUGAGUGGGAGAUGAUGCCGACUAACUCACGCCUGGGAAAUUGUAGCGAUGGUUUUGAAUGGGAUACGUUGAUGGAAGUUGUUCAUGAACCUAUUGAAAAAAAUUACAAAUUACUUGAAGAGAUAGGAAAAGGCCAAUUUGCAAUAGUUAGAAAAUGCGUGGAGCAAAAAAGUGGAGCAGAAUACGCUGCUAAAAUUAUGAGAAAAAGAAGGGUUGCUCGAGGAGUUGCUGCAGCUGAUAUUGCUCGUGAAGCUGGUCUAUUGGCUCAAUUGAGACAUCCCAAUAUUGUAUCUCUAUAUAAAGUUAUAGAUACUGGAACUAAUGUAGUAUUACUAUUGGAAUUAAUUACUGGUGGAGAAUUGUUUCAUUGGAUGCCAUCUAAUGAAGCUGAAGCUGCAUAUGUGGUUGGUCAAGUUUUAAAGGCAUUGAGUCACUUACAUUCUCAUCAAGUUGCUCACUUGGAUAUUAAACCUGAAAAUAUUCUUUUAUCAUCUUCACCACCAAUGCCCAAUGUUAAAUUAAUUGAUCUUGGCUUAUCACAUCGACUGAUACCUGGUUCUGAACAUCGAGCUCUUUUUGGAACACCAGAAUUUGUUGCUCCAGAAAUAGUUAAUUAUGAGCCACUUAGUUUAGGAACUGAUUUAUGGGCUGUCGGUGUUUUAACGUAUAUAUUACUAAGUGGUGCUUCACCAUUUUUAGGAGAAGAUAAACAAGAAACUUAUGCUAAUGUCGCAGCAUGUCAAUAUCAAUUUGAUGAAAAAUAUUUCUCCAAUGUUUCUAAAUAUGCUAAGGAUUUUAUACAAUCUUUGUUAGUCAAGGAUCCUAAAAAAAGAGGGACUGCAGAAUCUUGUUUAACACAUGCAUGGAUUCUUACGGAAUUUCAAGCUUGUCAAGGACUUGGAGAAGCAAUUGUCAGCGCUGUAAAAGGGGAAUGUAUCCAAACUGUGUCAAGUUUACUGCAACAAGGAGCACCUUUAAAUAUUAUAAAUUUUAAUCAGGACACACUAUUACACGUUGCAUGUAGAACUGGAAACGAAGGGAUAGUGGCACUUUUAAUAGAUCAUGGAAUAGAUUUAGAUGUAACCAAUAAAGAUGGCUUAACUCCUUUACAUCUUGCUGCUAAAUUUGGCUGCAUUGAUAUUGUAAGACUUUUAUGCACAGCAGGAUGUGAUAUAGAUAAAGCCAAUCGAGGUAUUCGAGCAGAUGUUACUGCUAUUAAGUAUGGCUUUUCAGAUAUUGCAAGUUUAUUGGAUAAAUUAAGAAAUUCAACCCAACGAGAUCUAUAUAUUAAACAGCUGCAGCCAAUUCGCAGACAAAUAGAUUGUUUGCAUAUUCAUAUUUUAGGACAUUGUGCCUCAGGAAAAACUUCACUUAUUAAUUCUUUGAGGUCAAGCAUUUUUAAUUUUGGAUUUUUUAAAAGAUCAAAAAAUCAGAGUCACAAUACAAAACGUGAUCCUAGUAUUGAGUUAGAUAUUACCAUAAAGCAUGAUUCUCUUAGUUUUGAACACAGUGAUAAUGAAUAUGAAAGUACAAUUGGAGUUGAAACUAAUCGCGGAAACAUAGGUGGAGAAUGUGUAUUUUGGGAAUUAUGUGGCCGAGAAGAGUAUUUAGUUUCUUAUCACCAAGCAUUAAUGGUUCAUCAACCAAUGCAAGUGCAUUUAAUAACAAUAAGUUUACGUCAGCCACUUAUUGUAAGAUUACAACAAGCACGAUUUUGGUUGCAAUUUAUAAUGGAUCGAAUUCCACCAGAAAAUAUAGGAUUUGCAGGAAAAUGCAUUGAAAUACAAGUUAUUUUAGUUGGUACAUAUGCUCCAGAACUUCCCAUCAAUAAUACAAAUGGAAUAAAUCUUCUUACACCCUUAUUAGAAUCUUUAAAAGAAUUUACACCUCUUUUAGGAGAAGAACCUCAGGUUGUUGCUUUAGAUGCCACAAAUCCAUCUUGUCCUGGUUUGAAAUUACUAAGAACGUAUUUGAAUAAUUUAAGAGUAAAAUUUGUGGAGAAUACACAUGAUCUGACAUGUAAUGGGCUCAUUGACGCUUGGCGAAUUCAUAUGCAAUCAUUGGAAGAGCCUCUUAUGUUAUUAGAUUUGAAAGACUUUAUAAAUCAAGUUAGGCAAAUUAAUCCACUAGUUACUUUAGAGCAUUGUAAACAACUUGGAGAACAAUUACAAGCAUUGGGAGAUUGUCUUUUAUUACCCGGCGAUUUAUAUGUUUUGAGUCUUAAUUGGCUUUGGAGAGAUAUAAUUGGUUGGCAAUUGAAUCCAGAUCAAAAAAAUCGCUUAAGUAUUCGAACAACAGGAGUGUAUACUUUAGAAGAUUUUCAAGCUCGAUGUCCCUGUCCAGCUAAUCAAGCUUUACAAAUACUGCAAGCUUUUCAUCUAUGUGUUCCAUGUGUGGUUGAUGAAGAAGAACUAGAAUAUGAAAUUCCAUGUUUAAAUUUAAUUGAGCGAUUGCCAGGUUUAUGGGAACCUUGGACAUCGUCAACUUUAAUUUUAACGCCACAUGCUGGGUUUCGAUUAUGUCCAACAGAAGCUCGGUUGUAUAAUCUAUUACCACUUUUUCCACAUUUGCAAGUACAACUAAGAAAAAUUACUCAAUCGUGGAAUUGUGAUGAAUCUGAUUUAUAUCAAUGGUGGAGGGGUUCCAAACUAUGUUUAGGUCCUUGUGAAUGUAUUAUUACUUUAGAAGAAGAAGAACAAGGAUGUAUUCAAGUGUGGAUUCGCGGCCCACGUGGUACUGGAUUGCAAUGUUUUUCUCUUCUUAAUGUUGUUGUUGAUGCUAUUGAUUCUGUUAUUGAAAUUGUUGCUCCAGGAAUAUUAUUAGAAAAGCACUGGCAAAGCCCAAGUCAAUUACGGGAUUAUGAUGAGACCAUUCACUCUUGGGAACCAACGUUAAUUAAUUCAGUAUUAUUAGAAAGAAAUUUUCAAGAAGCAUAUUUAAAAAAUCCAUUUAAUGGUCAACGAGAAAGUGUUUGGGAUAUAAUAGGUUGUGGAUUAACUUCUAUGGAGAAUUGUAUUCCUGGAAUAAAACAACCAGUUAAAAAUAUUAAACCAGCUAUUCAAAGACGCUUAGCUCAGCUGCUUGAUCCUCCUGAUGCAUUUGGUAGAGAUUGGUGUUUAUUGACUGUAAGACUUGGUUUAGGAGAUAGGGUUGCACAAUUUGAUAGUACAAUCAACAGUCCAACAUUAAGAAUUUUUAGUUACGCGAGUCCUAAAUGCACUGUCGGUAUUUUAAUACGUCAACUUCGUGCUUUGGGAAGAGAUGAUGCUGUAAAAGUUUUAUUAACAUUCACGCCAACUUAUAUAAUGUUAAAUACUUUAGAAUCCGAUACAGGAUCUAAUUUUUCAAGAUGACGAUCUUAUUUUUGUUAUAAAUGUUAACCAAUUUUUUACGAAAAAUUCAAUU